AUGCGGACACCGCGACCAUCAAGAAGGCGUACAGGGCCCAGGCGCUAUCGGAAUCCUGACAACAAGGAAGUGGCGGAGAAGAAAUUUCAGGAGAUCGCUGCAGCCUAUGAGACGCUGUCCGACGAUGAGCAACGUAGAGUUUAUGAUCAGUAUGGUGAGGCUGGUGGUCCAAACAUGGGUGGCGGCGGCGGCGGCGGUGGCGCUGGUGGUUUCCGCAUGCCUACCAAUGCCUUCCAUUUGUUCGAAACAUUUUUUGGAUCGAGUGGUGGAGGCCCCAGGGUGGAGUUCAACAUGGAGGGAGGGGGAUUUCCAGGGGGAUUUCCUGGGGGAUUUGCUGGUGGAUUUCAGAAUAUGGGGGGUUUUGGCGGGACGGGCAGAGAGGGAGGGUUUGGCAAACAGGAGCGCCUGGGCGGAAUGUAUGACAUCCACCCGAAUGUCCAAAUGCUCUCACCUGGAAAUUUUGCUGACGAUAAGGGUUGGGUUCGGCUUGUCGAGUUCUAUGCACCCUGGUGUGGGCAUUGCAAGGAACUGCGCCCCAAAUGGGUCCAAGUUGCCGCAGCCCUCAAGGGCGUUGUCAAAGUGGGGGCAGUGGACUGCGAUGAACACAAGGAGCUGUGCAGCUCUCACAAGGUUAAAGGAUACCCAACCAUCAAGGCCUUUGUGCCGGUGGAAGGGGCAGACUCGAAAGUUGUGAUUUACAAAGGCCAGCGAACCAUGGCAGCCAUCAAGAACUGGGCGCUGUCUCUGAUCCCGAACAAAGUGGACAGGGUGAGCAAGCAGUCGGACCUGGAGGCUUUGCUUGGUCGCUGCAAGAGCGUCUCCCGGGGCAAGGGCAUGGCUGCCUGGAAAGUCUGCGUGUUGUUGGUCACUGACAAGGCAGAAACCAGUCCGCUGUACAAGAGUAUGUCGUCCCUGUACGAUGGGAAGAUCGCGUUUGGAGAGGUAAGGGGCGCGGUGGGGAAGCAGUUCUACACCACAGCCUCCCGCACCCUCCUUGCAGUCUGCAACGGCGACCUGAAGAGCCUGGAGGUGUUUGAAGGAAAGCUGCAGGCAGAGAGAAUAAAGUCUUGGCUUGACAAGUUUGUGGGUGGCAAGAAGUGCGAUCGCGCUGUGCAUGUGGAUGCCAGCACGGACUUGGGCAGCCUCACAACUGCACAGCUGAAGGAGUACCUUAGGGAGCAAGGGCUGGCAUGCAAGGGCUGUUUAGAAAAGUCUGAUUAUGUCAAGAGGGUCAGAGAGGCCAUCACCAGCACAACUUAG
Molecule: messenger RNA, 1260 nt
Organism: Ostreobium quekettii
Lineage: Eukaryota; Viridiplantae; Chlorophyta; Ulvophyceae; Bryopsidales; Ostreobiaceae
Source: the annotation of a GenBank genome assembly